AUGCAUUUUUGCUCAAAAUUGAACCGUUUCAAUCAUCAGGCACAAGUCGAGGAAGCCGAGCAAGCCGCAAUGAAGGGAAGUAAGAAGGUGAUUGCGAAGUUAGAGCAACGUAUGCGUGCGCUGGAAUCCGAGCUGGAAGGAGACCAACGACGUUAUCAAGAGGCAAGCAAGAACGUGACGAAAGUGGAACGUAUGGUUCGAGAACUUCAAUUCCAAGUUGAAGAAGACAAGAAGAAUUUCGAACGUAUGCAAGACCUGGUUGAUAAACUUCAAGGAAAGAUCAAAACCCAGAAGAAGCAACUGGAUGAGGCGGUGAGUUGCCGUUUGCCGUUUGGUUUAAAUUUUCAGCGAACGAUCGCUUUGUCCACUGAUGCGUGGACUCUGAAGAUAGAUUGCCGUAAUAUUCGAAUAAUGAAUUGA
Anisakis simplex (herring worm) is the source of this 420-nucleotide messenger RNA. The record is from the annotation of a GenBank genome assembly. Lineage: Eukaryota; Metazoa; Nematoda; Chromadorea; Rhabditida; Anisakidae.